UUAACGUGAUAGGUGAAAGAAAAAUAGAAAAGAAUGAAUUUAAAAAUGUUGUAUAACUCAAUUCUAUUUCGUGCAUUUUUUCCUCCGAACGUCCUUCUAUUUCGCGUUUUCAAGAAAUGACCCGUGAGGAUUAGAAAUUAGACACGUCAGAGCGGGCUAACUACUGGAUAAAGACCUCUUGUACAACUUAUUAUGUUUAACAUCGCAGUGUCCAUUUUUAUCAUAGGACUUUUUCACUUGAACCGUGUAGUUUUUGCUGAGUUGCCUCGGGAUGGAAUCACAAAACUGUACAAGGAGCGGAAUAUUAUACCAGAUAUAUUCAAGGACAAAGCACCGAAGGAUAUUGUAAAGUGCAGGUACCGAGAUGCGAGAGAGGUUGAUUUCAGAACAAAUCUGACGCUGUUACAAACUAUAAAGAAGCCUGACCAUUGUGAAUGGCCAAUUGAGGAGGGUGCCUAUUAUGUGCUGAUGCUACUCGGUCUCGAUUCUCCGACGCACAAAUACUGCUAUGAGCGAGAAUACAAUCAUUGGCUGGUCGGGAACAUACCCGGGUCAAAUUUCGAGGAGGGUGAAACAAUAGCAGAAUAUCAAGGAGGCCAAAUUGCGUAUGAACCAGGUGAACACAGAGUAGUUUUUGUGGUCUACAAGCAACCAAGAAAAAUCGAGUUCAAUGCGUCUCAUGUAGAAGAAAAGUCUGCAUACUGGGAUCGAGUUCUAUUCACUCAUGAAGGUUUUUCGAGAGAGUACAAAUUAGGGGAUCCUCGAGCCUCUAAUUUUUUUACCAUGAAGUUUCAAAAUGAGCAAGAUUAUUAAAGAUAAUUGAAGAUGUAAUGUUAA
Molecule: messenger RNA, 837 nt
Organism: Bemisia tabaci
Lineage: Eukaryota; Metazoa; Arthropoda; Insecta; Hemiptera; Aleyrodidae
Source: RefSeq, a predicted model, not a curated record